AGAUAAGAUUCCUUUGUUGUUUAUGUAAAUGGACACAAAUGAUAAAACAUGAGUGCUGUUCUGAAUUAUUCACUUCAUGGUUUGUUAUUUUCAGUGUGUAUUGGACAGUUUGGAAAAUCUGUUAACUCGUACAAAAAUAUAUAAAUCAUAGUGAAACAUGCUCUCUCAAUCUAGUCAUACAGUAUGAGACAACAUAACUGUCUAAUGGGCACAUUGGAGACAGUAAGCUUAUAUUUUUUUAAUCGUUUUAUUUUAAAGGCAGUUGGAAAGGUCAAAACUGCACUCGCUGGCCACUUUAUCAGGUACUUUACUAGUAAGUGGUUGGACUCAUUUUGCAUUCAGAACUGCCUCAACUUGUUACUGUAUAGAGUCAAAAAGGUGUCAAAUAUUUGUCAGAGAUUUUGGGUCAAAGUGACUUGGUAACAUCAAGUCGUUGCUGUAUAUUUGUCUGCUGCAUAUCCAUAAUGUAAAUCUGAUUCCAACACUGCCAAUAAUAAUCUAUUGUACAAAAUCUUCAUCAUCAGCUUUAUUAAAGACACAAAUGGCUCCAUAGAAAGAUACAAAGUACUGGAGUACAGUGAAGUUACUACCAUGUUCAAGAAGCCAGUUUGAAAUGAUUAGAGUUUUUUUGACAUUAUGACAGAUGGAUGUAACUUUAUUAGGUGAGUACACUGGGAUCAUAAAUGGAUAGACAUGGUGAGCAAUAAUACUGAGGAAGGUUUCUAUGGGGCCCCUUUAUGCCUCAGUUUCCUGUUCUCAGCAGACAUGGGUGACAUCUGGCUUGGUCUUCUAUUGUUUCCAGAUUUGACACGUUAUGCAUUAGAAGAUAAUAUUCUGUGUGCCUUGACUGUAGCGAGUUGUUCUAUUAUUUACUGUUGCCUUUCUAUCAUCUCAAACCAGUCUGAUCCCUUUUCUCCUUUUUCUGAUGCUCAGUUUGAACGUCAGCAGGUUCUCACCACCACAGUUGCUGGCAUGUUGUUGACCUAUUCUUGUAUGUUAGCAAGUAAUUCCACACGUGUACCUAAUAAAGUGUCCGUGGUGAGGAUCCGGAGCUCCAUCAGAAAUGUCUGUGAGGGAGUCUUUUAACCCCGAAAGCUAUGAGCUGGACAAGAACUUCAGGCUCACGCGCUUCGCUGAGCUGAAGGGGACAGGGUGUAAGGUCCCUCAGGAGGUUUUACAGAAGUUGCUCGAGGCCUUACAGGAGAACCACUAUCAAGAGGAUGAACAGUUCUUGGGGGCAGUUAUGCCUCGAUUAGGAAUAGGCAUGGACACAUGUGUGAUCCCUCUCAGACAUGGUGGACUUUCUCUUGUUCAGACAACAGAUUACAUCUAUCCAAUUGUCGACGACCCCUACAUGAUGGGAAGAAUUGCUUGUGCCAAUGUUCUAAGUGACCUGUAUGCCAUGGGAGUGACAGAGUGUGACAACAUGUUGAUGCUUCUGGGAGUCAGCAAUAAGAUGUCAGAAAAAGAAAGAGACAAAGUCAUGCCACUGAUCAUUCAGGGAUUCAAGGAUGCUUCAGAGGAGGCCGGCACGUCUGUCACAGGGGGACAAACGGUGGUUAACCCCUGGGUGGUAAUGGGAGGAGUUGCUACAACAGUGUGUCAACCCAACGAAUUCAUCAUGCCUGAUAACGCAGUGCCUGGGGACGUGUUGGUGUUGACCAAACCGUUAGGGACCCAAGUGGCUGUCGCAGUGCACCAGUGGCUAGACAUUCCUGAGAAGUGGAACAAAAUCAAGCUGGUAGUAACCCAGGAAGACGUAGAGUUGGCCUACCACGAAGCAAUGUUGAACAUGGCCCGGCUCAACCGUACAGCUGCUGGCCUCAUGCACACCUUUAACGCACACGCAGCCACCGACAUCACAGGGUUCGGCAUCCUCGGCCACGCUCAGACGCUGGCACGACAGCAGCGGAGCGAGGUUUCCUUCGUCAUCCACAACCUCCCAGUGCUCGCCAAGAUGGCCGCCGUGUCCAAAGCCUGCGGGAACAUGUUUGGACUCAUGCAUGGCACCUGCCCUGAAACAUCAGGAGGCCUGCUCAUCUGUUUGCCCCGGGAGCAGGCUGCCCGCUUCUGCGCCGAGAUCAAAUCUCCAAAGUAUGGAGAGGGCCACCAAGCUUGGAUCAUCGGGAUUGUAGAGAAAGGAAACCGCACCGCUCGCAUUAUCGACAAGCCACGAAUCAUUGAGGUGGCACCGCAAGCAGCCACGCAGAAUGUCAACCCAACACCCGGCGCAACCUCUUAAUCCUCGACUUGCUGCCUCACAGACCUGAAACCCCAAAACCUCUGUCGAGAGUUUUUUUAGACCUAUAAACUACAAAACCAUCGUAGGGUGUUGACAAAUUUACACAAGAUAGUAAAAUAAAAACACAACAAAGACUGGGUUGGCGUGCAUCAACGUGGAAACAGCCCCACACAGUGGCCUCUCAAGGGUAUGGCACCACCCAGUGGACUCAAGCUGCAGCUGCCCCUUGAAAAGAAAUUGGCAAGAACUAGGACAUACUCAUAAUCCAUUUGCUCUGUUUGGCUGUAUUGUUUAAUGUGCUUGAUUGGCUGGCAGCUUCUGAGAGUGGUAAUGAAGACAAUAAUCUGUUGAUUCAUUUUGAAUCUUUGAAAGUCUGGAGUCCGUUGCCUCUUUUGUCUCUUAAAACUGCUCUCUUCAAACAGGCACACUGUGUUUUGGUGUUUUUGUUUGUCUUUUGCUUUGUACAGUUUAAAGGCCUAGUUUUAGUUCAUUGCUGUUCCUGAUGCCUCAAAACACACAACCUGAAUUUCCUUUUUUUAUCAUUAUUACUUUUGUAUCGUCCCCACAUAUGCUAAUAAAUACUCAUAUAGAAGAUA
Molecule: messenger RNA, 2838 nt
Organism: Poeciliopsis prolifica (blackstripe livebearer)
Lineage: Eukaryota; Metazoa; Chordata; Actinopteri; Cyprinodontiformes; Poeciliidae
Gene: sephs1
Product: selenophosphate synthetase 1
Exons: 10
Coding region: 1064-2242 (392 amino acids)
Biological process (GO): L-selenocysteine biosynthetic process
Cellular component (GO): cytoplasm
Molecular function (GO): selenide, water dikinase activity; ATP binding
Source: RefSeq, a predicted model, not a curated record